AUGGACUUUCGAAGCCAUAUACAUGCACCAAUGGAGGUUUCUCAGCAGCCAGUCCUUCACAUCGAGGCCCGUGUGAAAGCUGAUGGCAUUGUCGUUCGCACUGAUGUGAUCAGAGAUGAAAUAACCAAGUGGCUCGUUGACCAUUUCGUGGUCUUGUCGCUGGGCCAGGAGAUCUCUUCAUUUGACGGUCUCAAAAUGCCAUACGUACAUGCAAUUGAUUCCAUCACCGUCACAGAAUGCAAUGGAGGAGAUUCCGAAUCGGGAGCAUACCGACUCCAACAGGUCGAAUUGGAUGUACAGGCAUACCAGCUGCGACCUCAGUUUGACCAGGAGAGUUCGCAACAAAUCCAGCACCCGGAGGAACCGGCGAAUGAUGGUGACGACAUACCGAAGGAGAGGGUGAUGGCUUUGCCGAAUAAAGAGUUGGACGGGCUGUGGGAGUCGUUGAAAUUUGACCAGCCUAUCCAGUUCAAUCUCCUACACGCAGUGAGUCGUAUGGUGCUUUUUUCUGCCCGGAAGCUCAGCAAAUGGGUUAUUAAUUGGAAUCGACUGGUGCUUCUAUGGGGCCCACCUGGGACGGGCAAAACAAGUCUCUGUCGUGGUCUCUCCCAGAAGCUCGCAAUACGUCUCGGCAAACUCUACCCUGAGAGCAAAUUGAUCGAGAUAAAUGCACACACCCUUGGAAGCAAGUUCUUCAGCGAGAGUGGAAAGCUGGUGAACAGGACAUUUGAGGGCAUUGAGACGCUGCUCGAGGAGGAAGAGGACACCUUUUUCUGCGUCCUUAUCGACGAGGUAGAAACGCUGGCUGCUCGUAGAGAACGUGCGCUUAAUAGUAACGAGCCGUUCGAUGCUGUCCGUGCCGUGAAUGCACUGCUGACCGGACUGGAUCGCCUAAAGAGCCAUUCAAAUGUGGUGGUCGUCUGUACCAGCAACUUGGUCACAGCAUUGGACCCGGCGUUUCUUGACCGCGUUGACAUCAAACAGCACAUACCCCACUUAUCCGACAGGGCCAUUUACGAGAUCUACAAGGAAUGCCUCGAGGAGAUGAGCCGGCGGGAGAUCAUAGAGGGAAUCACUUUCGAUGUGAUCCAAGUCGAUCCGCAAGACCCACAAACAGCACUACAAUACGUGGAGCAGCCUGCAAAGAGCCUCUUACUCCCAUCGUUCGAUGAGAUGAUCCUGAACUAUCAGAUCUUUUCCGACGCCGUUCCCAAACUGCUCGCCGACGCAGUUGCCGCGAGUGUGGGUCUCAGCGGUCGCACUAUUCGACGAUUACCUGCAUUAUCGCUCGUCAUGUAUAGUAACCGCACCCGAAGCGACAUUCGAACGGCCAUCCAGGCCCUCCAGACGGGUAUCGCGUCGGAAAACCAGGCCAAGACGGAGGCUGACCAGCGGUCUGCUUCCUCGUCCGCCGGUACCGAAUCCGCCAACUCCCCCUUCAACCUCACCCUCACUGCCUCCGUCGCAACCGCUGCCGCCCUCGGUUCCGCCGCCUAUCUCUUUGGACAGGAGGCCUUUGCCUCGACCCCUGCUGAGGAAGGAUUGCACGCUACCGCUUAUCCUUGGGAGCAUGCCAAGUGGACCAAGACCUUCGACCACCAGGCUCUCCGCCGUGGUUUCCAGGUCUACCGCGAGGUCUGCGCUAGCUGUCACUCCCUGACCCGUGUGCCCUGGCGCUCGUUCGUCGGUGUCACCCACACCGUCGAUGAGAUGAAGGCCUUCGCCGAGGAGAACGAGUACGACACCGAGCCCAACGACCAGGGUGACAUCGAGAAGCGUCCCGGCAAGCUGUCCGACUACAUGCCCAGCCCUUACAAGAACGAGGAGGCUGCUCGUGCCGCCAACGGUGGUGCCCUGCCCCCGGAUCUGAGCUUGAUCGUCAAGGGCCGUCACGGUGGCUGCGAUUACAUCUUCAGUCUGCUGACCGGUUACCCUGACGAGCCCCCCGCCGGUGCCUCCGUUCAGGAGGGCAUGAACUUCAACCCCUACUUCCCCGGCACUGCUAUUGCCAUGGGUCGUGUCCUCUUCGACGGUGUCGUCGAGUACGAGGAUGGCACCCCCGCCACCACCUCCCAGAUGGCCAAGGACGUCGUCGAGUUCCUCAACUGGUCCGCCGAGCCCGAGAUGGACGACCGCAAGAAGAUGGGUGUCAAGGCCCUGACCCUCCUGACCGGUCUGUUCGCCGUCAGCGUGUGGGUCAAGCGCUACAAGUGGUCUCCGAUCAAGACGAGGAAGAUCGUGUACAGCCCCCCUGUCUCCCCCCGGCGCUAA
Molecule: messenger RNA, 2271 nt
Organism: Aspergillus candidus
Lineage: Eukaryota; Fungi; Ascomycota; Eurotiomycetes; Eurotiales; Aspergillaceae
Product: putative pachytene checkpoint component Pch2
Exons: 13
Coding region: 1-2271 (756 amino acids)
Biological process (GO): mitochondrial electron transport, ubiquinol to cytochrome c
Molecular function (GO): ATP binding; heme binding; ATP hydrolysis activity
Source: RefSeq, a predicted model, not a curated record